AUGAUUAAAAAUCUUCCAUGGAAAUCGCAGGCAAGGUCCAGCUCUGGUGAGAUAUUCUCCAUCCCUAGCACUCCAAAUCAACUCCAUGAUUCCGAAUUCGAAUUCGGGUGCUUUAAACAGGAUUCACCUUCUCAAGGUCCAUAUAGAACCUCACCAGCUGAUCAUCUUUUCUUCAAUGGCCGACUCUUGCCUCAUGCCUUUCCUUUACAACCUACAACAAUGGUUGCAACUGAUCAUGAUUCUUGUGUGACGAGAAGAACAAGCAGCAUCAGCAGCAAGCAUUCAUUGAUGUCUUCAAGAAAUAACAGUACUAACAGCAGAAGCAGUUGCAGCAAUGCAAGAACAAGCUCAAGUGACAAUUCAGUGAGGGUAAUUUUGUACCAUGGUAAAUCCAUGCAGUAUAUUACACCAGUGCCUGUUCUGAAACGAGUGGUUUCCAGAAGGAAAAAUAGUGGGGUUGUGGUGAAAGAAGCCUUGAGAGCUAAGAAACAAGGUGAUCAUCAUCAAGAAAGGAGUACUGGUAGGGGAAUGUCACGGUCUUGCCUGAGACUUUUCAGGUUAUUUUUAUUGGCCUAUAGAGAAUGUCAUACCAUGGAACCUUCCAGGAAAUAA
This is a messenger RNA of Durio zibethinus, 612 nucleotides long. The record is from RefSeq and is a predicted model, not a curated record. NCBI's taxonomy places the organism in Eukaryota, Viridiplantae, Streptophyta, Magnoliopsida, Malvales, Malvaceae.